CCCGCCGCGCAUGCGGGGCGGAGCGGCCAUUGCCGUCAGUUCCGGCGGGAGAGGGGCGGCUCCUGUCCCGGCUGUGAGUGCCGCUUCCCCGCUUACCGACCGGCAGCCGCGUCCCCCCGUCCCGGCUUUGAUGCAAAAUGAGUGUUCCUGACUACAUGCAGUGUGCUGAGGAUCAUCAGACCCUCCUGGUCGUGGUUCAGCCCAUUGGCAUUGUACCUGAAGAGAGCUUUUUCAGGAUCUACAAGCGGAUUUCAGCUGUGAGCCAAGUUAACGUACGCGACUCGCAGCGAGUGCUCUACAUCCGAUACAGGCACCAUUAUCCCCCAGAGAACAACGAGUGGGGGGAUUUUCAGACACACCGCAAAGUCGUGGGGCUGAUCACAAUCACGGAGUGUUCUUCAGCAAAGGAAUGGCCUCAGACUUUUGAAAAGUUCCAUCUUCAGAAGGAAAUGUAUGGCUCUACUCUCUAUGAUUCCCGGUUGUUUGUCUUUGGGCUUCAAGGAGAGAUUGCAGAGCAGCCCCGCACGGAUGUGGCAUUUUAUCCCAGUUACGAUGAGUGUGAAACUGUGGAGAAGAGAAUAGAAGAUUUUAUCGAGUCCCUCUUCAUAGUGCUGGAGUCCAAGCGUCUUGACAGAGCCACUGAUAAGUCUGGAGACAAGAUCCCCCUCCUCUGUGUUCCUUUUGAGAAGAAGGAUUUUGUAGGUCUGGACACCGAUAGUAGACACUACAAGAAGCGCUGCCAGGGCCGGAUGCGGAAGCACGUGGGAGAUCUGUGUCUGCAGGCGGGAAUGCUGCAGGAUUCCUUGGUGCAUUAUCACAUGGCAGUGGAGCUGCUGCGCUCUGUCAACGACUUCCUGUGGCUUGGAGCUGCCCUUGAGGGGUUGUGCUCAGCAUCCGUCAUCUAUCACUACCCAGGUGGCACUGGGGGUAAAGUUGGGUCUCGCAGGGCUCAAGGAGGUUCUCUUUCUGCUGAGGCAGGCAACAGGCACAGGCCAGGGGCACAAGAAGUUCUCAUUGAUCCAGGUGCUCUGACUUCCAACGGGAUAAAUGCAGAUACCAGUGCUGAGAUAGGACGUGCCAAAAACUGCCUGAGUCCUGAAGACAUCAUAGAAAAAUAUAAAGAAGCCAUUUCUUACUAUGGCAAGUACAAGAACGCUGGUGUGAUUGAACUGGAAGCCUGUGUGAAGGCUGUGAGAGUCCUGGCAAUGCAGAAGAGGAGCAUGGAAGCCUCUGAGUUUCUGCAAAAUGCAGUUUAUAUCAACCUUCGACAGCUCUCAGAAGAGGAGAAGAUCCAGCGUUACAGCAUCCUGUCGGAGCUGUACGAGCGCAUCGGUUUCCACCGCAAAUCGGCGUUUUUCAAGCGUAUUGCGGCCAUGCAGUGCGCGGCCCCCAGCAUCCCCGAGCCUGGCUGGAGGGCCUGCUACAAACUGCUGCUGGAGACUCUGCCUGGCUACAGCUUGUCCCUGGACCCUCAGGACUUCAGCAAAGGAACUCACAGGGGAUGGGCUGCAGUGCAGAUGCGUUUGCUCCAUGAACUUGUCUAUGCUUCCAGGAGGAUGGGCAACCCCGCCCUGUGUGUCAGACAUCUGUCCUUCCUGCUCCAGACCAUGCUGGAUUUCCUUUCUGACCAAGAAAAGAAAGAUGUCACGCAGAGCUUGGAAAGCUACACGGCAAAAUGCCCUGGGACAAUGGAAGUCAUCACUCUUCCAGAUGGUUUGAAGCUACCUCCUGUUCCCUUCACCAAAUUGCCUAUUGUGAAAUCUGUGAAGCUCUUGAACCUCCCAACCAGUCUCCGACCUCACAAAAUGAAAAGUUUACUUGGUCAGAAUGUGUCAACCAAGAGCCCCUUCAUAUAUUCUCCAAUUAUUGCACACAGUCGUGGGGAAGAACGAAAUAAGAAAAUAGACUUCCAAUGGGUCCAGGGCGAUGUGUGUGAAGUUCAGUUGAUGGUGUACAACCCUAUGCCUUUUGAGCUCCGAGUAGAAAACAUGGGUCUCUUGACAACUGGAGUAGAAUUUGAAUCUCUCCCUGCUGCCCUUUCCCUCCCUGCCGAAUCUGGGCUCUAUCCUGUGACUCUGGUUGGGGUUCCCCAAACCACAGGGCAGAUCACUGUCAAUGGUUAUCACACUUCAGUUUUUGGAGUCUUCAGUGAUUGCCUUCUGGACAAUCUGCCAGGAGUGAAGACCAAUGGCUGCACUGUCGAAGUCAUUCCAGCUUUGCCAAGGCUGCAGAUCAGCACCUCCCUUCCAAGGUCUGCUCAUACACUUCAGCCUUCUUCAGGGGAUGAAAUCUCCACUAAUGUGUCUGUCCAGCUGUACAAUGGAGAGACCCAGCAGCUCAUCAUUAAAUUAGAAAAUAUUGGAACAGAACCAUUGGAGAAACUGGAGGUGACAGCAAAAACAGUCAACACCAAGGAGAAGCUGUAUGGAGAUUUCUUGAGUUGGAAUCUAGAAGACACCCUCUGCCAGUUUCCUCUAAAACCUGGAAAGAUUGCAACAUUUAUUGUAAACAUUAAAGUGAAGCUGGACUUUUCUUGCCAAGAAAACCUUCUGCAGGAUCUCAGUGAUGAUGGAAUCAGUGUCAGUGGACUCCCACUCUCCAGUCCUUUCCGGCAGGUUGUCAAACCAAGAAUGGAGACCAAACCUCUUAAUCCCCAAGAAAGCAGCAAAGUUGGUGAUUUCAGUCACGUCAAGACACUGGAAGCCAUUUUGAAUUUCAAGUACUCUGGUGGACCAGGACACGCUGAAGGAUAUUACAGGAACCUUGCCCUAGGCCUCCACGUGGAGGUGGAACCCUCUGUUUUCUUCACUCGCAUCAGCACCCUGCCAGCAACAAGCACCCGGCAGUGUCACCUCCUUCUUGAUGUCUUCAAUUCCACAGAGCAUGAGUUGACCAUCAGUGCCAGGAACAACGAGGAUUUAAUUCUGCAUGCCGGGGAGUGUCAGCGCAUGGCUAUCCAAGUGGACAAGUUCAAUUUUGAGAGCUUCCCAGAAUCCCCAACUGAUGGGGCACAGUUGGCUCAUGCAAAGCAGCUGGAAGAAGAAAGGCAGCAAGCAAGAGGCCUGGAGAUUAACAGCAAGCUGGAUAUUUGCUGGAAAAUUCCUUCCUUGAAGCGUGAAGGGGAAGCAAGUGUGGAAGGGGUUCUUAAUCAGCUCGUCUUGGAGCAUCUACAGUUGGCUCCUCUCCAGUGGGAGCAUCGUGUAACAUAAUUGCCCUG
Hirundo rustica (Barn swallow) is the source of this 3217-nucleotide messenger RNA. RefSeq names its product trafficking protein particle complex subunit 9 (gene TRAPPC9). Gene Ontology annotation, cellular component: trans-Golgi network. NCBI's taxonomy places the organism in Eukaryota, Metazoa, Chordata, Aves, Passeriformes, Hirundinidae. The coding region runs from base 138 to 3209 and encodes 1023 amino acids. The transcript has 22 exons. The record is from RefSeq and is a predicted model, not a curated record.